Phyllostomus hastatus (greater spear-nosed bat) is the source of this 4170-nucleotide messenger RNA. RefSeq names its product integrin subunit alpha 7 (gene ITGA7). Gene Ontology annotation, biological process: cell adhesion mediated by integrin; leukocyte migration; cell-matrix adhesion. The record is from RefSeq and is a predicted model, not a curated record. Gene Ontology annotation, cellular component: external side of plasma membrane; integrin complex. Gene Ontology annotation, molecular function: integrin binding. NCBI's taxonomy places the organism in Eukaryota, Metazoa, Chordata, Mammalia, Chiroptera, Phyllostomidae. Bases 201 to 3692 code for a protein of 1163 amino acids. The transcript is spliced from 26 exons.
GGGGGCGGAGGCGGGAGCCCCAGUGGAUGCGGAGAGCCCGCAGCAGUCCGGCCAGCGUGCUUGGGGCAGUGGAGCGGUGAAGGAUUGGGAGACCCCUGAAGAUCAGCGGGACUCGAUACCAACACCGGCCUGAGAGACCUUGGUGCUCGGGGCGCUACGAGUUUCCUUGCGCCCGUGGGGAGCGCGCCCAGGGUUCGCCGAUGGCCAGGACUCUGGGCCUCGAUCCUGGGGGCCUCUCGGGGAUUUGUUACCUUCUUGGCACCCUUCUAGCCGGACUGCUUUCCCCGGGGGCUGUCGCCUUCAAUCUGGAUGUGAUGGGCGCCCUGCGCAAGGAGGGCCAGCCGGGGAGCCUCUUCGGCUUCUCUGUGGCUCUGCACCGGCAGUUACAGCCCCGACCCCAGAGCUGGCUGCUGGUGGGUGCCCCCCAGGCCCUGGCUCUGCCUGGGCAGCAGGCGAACCGCACCGGAGGUCUCUUCGCUUGCCCCCUGAGCCUGGAGGAGACUGACUGCUACAGAGUGGACAUUGAUCAGGGAGCUGAUGUGCAGAAGGAGAGCAAGGAGAACCAAUGGCUGGGAGUGAGUGUUCGGAGCCAGGGGCCUGGAGGCAAAAUUGUGACCUGCGCACACAGAUAUGAGGCAAGGCAGCGAGUAGGCCAAAUCCUGGAGACGAGGGACGUGAUUGGUCGCUGCUUCGUGCUGAGCCAGGACCUGGCCACCCACGACGACUUGGAUGGUGGCGAGUGGAAGUUCUGUGAGGGGCGUCCCCAGGGCCAUGAACAAUUUGGGUUCUGCCAGCAGGGAGCUGCCGCUGCCUUCUCCCCCGACAGCCACUACCUCCUCUUUGGGGCCCCCGGGACCUAUAACUGGAAGGGCACCGCCAGGGUGGAGCUCUGUGCGCAGGGCUCAGCGGACCUGGCCCACCUGGACGACGGGCCCUACGAGGCGGGGGGGUUGCUCUUUGUGACCAACAUUGAUAGCUCAGACCCUGACCAGCUGGUGUAUAAAACUUUGGACCCCGCUGACCGGCUCCCCGGACCAGCCGGAGACUUGGCCCUGAAUAGCUACUUAGGUUUCUCCAUCGACUCGGGGAAGGGUCUGGUGCGUGCAGAGGAGCUGAGCUUUGUGGCAGGGGCCCCCCGGGCCAACCACAAGGGGGCUGUGGUCAUUCUGCGCAAAGACAGUGCCAGUCGCCUGGUGCCCGAAGUGAUGCUGUCUGGCGAGGGCCUGACCUCUGGCUUUGGCUACUCGCUGGCUGUAGCUGAUCUGAACAAUGACGGUUGGGCAGACCUGAUAGUGGGUGCUCCCUACUUCUUUGAGCGCCAAGAAGAGCUGGGGGGUGCUGUGUAUGUGUACCUGAACCAAGGGGGUCACUGGGCUGGGGUCUCCCCUCUUCGGCUCAGCGGCACCCCCGACUCCAUGUUUGGGAUCAGUCUGGCUGUCCUUGGGGACCUCAACCAAGAUGGCUUCCCAGAUUUUGCAGUGGGCGCUCCCUUUGAUGGGGACGGGAAAGUCUUUAUCUACCACGGGAGCAGCCUGGGGGUUGUUGUCAAACCUUCCCAGGUGCUGGAGGGCGAGGCCGUGAGUGUAAAGAGCUUUGGCUACUCUCUGUCGGGCGGCCUGGACGUGGACGGGAACCAUUACCCUGACCUGCUGGUGGGCUCCCUGGCCGACACUGCAGUGCUCUUCAGGGCCAGACCUGUCCUCCAUGUCUCCCAUGAGGUCUCCAUUUCUCCACGAGCCAUCGACCUAGAACAGCCCAACUGUGCUGGUGGCCACUUGGUUUGUGUGGACCUAAGGGUUUGUUUCAGCUACAUUGCAACCCCCAGCAGCUACAGCCCUAUUGUGGCCCUGGAUUAUGUGCUAGACGGGGACACAGACCGCAGGCUCCGGGGCCAGGUUCCCCGGGUGACCUUCCUGAGCCGUGGCCCCGAUGACCCUAAGCACCAGGCCUCAGGCACCGUGUGGCUGAAACACCAGCAUGACCGAGUCUGUGGAGACACCACAUUUCAGUUACAGGAGAAUGUUAAAGACAAGCUUCGGGCCAUUGUGGUGACCCUUUCCUAUAGUCUCCAGACCCCCCGGCUCCGGCGACAGGUUCCUGGCCAGGGGCUUCUCCCAGUAGCCCCCAUUCUCAAUGCCCACCAGCCCAGCACCCAGCGGGCAGAGAUCCACUUCCUGAAGCAAGGCUGUGGUGAAGAUAAGAUCUGUCAGAGCAAUCUACAGCUGGUCCAUGCCCGCUUCUGUGCCCGGGUCAGCGACAUGGAGUUCCAGCCUCUGCCCAUGGAUGCCGAUGGGACAACAGCCCUGUUUGCGUUGAGUGGGCAGCCAUUCAUUGGCCUGGAGCUGAAGGUCACUAAUCUGCCCUCGGACCCAGCACAGCCCCAGGCUGAUGGGGAUGAUGCCCAUGAAGCACAGCUCCUGGUCAGCCUCCCAGCCUCUCUGCACUACUCAGGAGUGCGGGCCCUGGACUCUGUGGAGAAGCCACUGUGCGUGUCCAAUGAGAAUGCCUCCCAUGUCGAGUGUGAGCUGGGGAACCCUAUGAAGAGAGGUGCCCAGAUCACCUUCUACCUCAUCCUCAGCACCUCAGGGAUCACCAUUGAGACUACGGAGUUGGAGGUGGAGCUGCUGCUGGCCACGAUCAGCGAGCAGGAGCUACAUCCAGUCUCUGCUCGGGCCCGUGUCUUCAUUGAGCUGCCGCUGUCCAUCACGGGGGUGGCCAUUCCCCAGCAGCUCUUCUUCUCUGGCGUUGUGCGGGGUGAAAGUGCCAUGCGAUCUGAACGGGAUGUAGGCAGCAAGGUCAAGUAUGAGGUCACGGUCUCCAACCAGGGCCAGUCACUCAACACCCUUGGCUCUGCCUUCCUCAACAUCAUGUGGCCCCACGAGAUUGCCAACGGGAAGUGGCUGCUGUACCCCAUGCGGGUGGAGCUGGAGGGCGGGCAGGGGCCUGGGCAGAAGGGGCUUUGUUCCCCCAGGCCCAACAUCCUCCACCUGGAUGUGGACAGCAGGGACAGGAGGCGUCGAGAGCUGGAGCAGCAAGAGCAGCAGGAGCCUCCUGAGCAGCGGGAGCCUAGCACGUCCUGGUGGCCCGUGUCCUCUGCUGAGAAGAAGAAGAACAUCACCCUGGACUGUGACCGGGGCACGGCCAAUUGCGUGUUGUUCAGCUGCCCACUCUACAGCUUUGACCGAGCAGCUGUGCUGCAUGUCUGGGGCCGCCUCUGGAACAGCACCUUCCUGGAGGAGUACUCAGCUGUGAAGUCCCUGGAAGUGAUUGUUAGAGCCAACAUCACCGUGAAGUCCUCCAUCAAGAACCUGCUACUCAGAGAUGCCUCCACAGUGAUCCCAGUGAUGGUGUACUUGGAUCCGGUGGCCGUGGUAGCAGAGGGAGUCCCCUGGUGGGUCAUCCUCCUGGCUGUACUGGCAGGGCUGCUGGUGCUGGCGCUGCUGGUGCUGCUGAUGUGGAAGAUGGGAUUCUUUAAGCGGGCGCGGUACCCUGAGGCCACCGUGCCCCAGUACCAUGCGGUGAAGAUCCCUCGGGAAGACCGACAGCAGUUCAAGGAGGAAAAGACGGGCACCAUUCUGAGGAGCAACUGGGGCAGCCCCCGGAGGGAGGGUCCCGACGCACACCCCAUCCUGGCUGCUGACGGGCACCCUGAGCUGGGCUCUGAUGGUCACCCUGCGCCAGGCACUGUCUAGCUUCCCCUGUCCCAGCCUGGCCUAUGUGUCCCCUCCAUCCCUUCCCCAGAGACGGCUCCUCGGGAUGAAGAUGGUAGAGUGGGCUGCUGUUGUCCCACCAGGAUUUUGCAGGAUCUGUUUUCUCAGGGGCAUAGACCACUCCCUCCAGGAGGAGCAUGCCCGAACCUCCCUUUAGAAUGCUGUGAGAUGAGAGGGGUAAAUCAGGGAUGGGGUUGUAGGAGAGGGUGAGAAGGGCAGCUAUGUCCUGAUGCAGGGGUUAGGAGAGGAGACCCUAAUCUCUCCCGCUCCGGUUCACCCAGUGUAGCAGGACCCCAAGGACCUAUCUCCCCAAAAGUGCCUUAGCCCAUAGGGUUGGGGAGGAGGUUGCAUUGCUGAUUCAGGGGCUCUUACCUCCCUAAUUUCCUUUCUCCUCUACCUUAGUUUGCUGCAUCAGUCUAGCGGAUUUUGUUUAUUUAUUAAAAAAAUAUUUGAGAACCAA